Molecule: messenger RNA, 4220 nt
Organism: Carya illinoinensis
Lineage: Eukaryota; Viridiplantae; Streptophyta; Magnoliopsida; Fagales; Juglandaceae
Product: tRNA ligase 1
Exons: 28
Coding region: 174-3962 (1262 amino acids)
Biological process (GO): tRNA splicing, via endonucleolytic cleavage and ligation
Molecular function (GO): RNA ligase (ATP) activity
Source: RefSeq, a predicted model, not a curated record
UUUCUAGCCUUCCUUUUGCCGUGGAUUGUCAUCAUGGCCAUGGGGACACACAGGCAGCAGGAAAGACCGCCGCGCGUUCUCUGCUAAUUUCACGCCCUCUCUCCCUCUUUCGCACUCCCCACCCUGGGGCACUGUAUACAUACACAUUAUCUCAGGCCUACGCUAGCAUUUGAAUGUCGGCACCACAGAGGAUUCUCUGCAGUCUCUCACUUACUCUUCCUUCUUAUACCCAAGUUUUCUCCUCAACCUUCAACUCCAGAACCGUCCUCAUCCUUCGUUGUCGUCCACCCUGCAUAACCCUAGCCCGCUCUCUUACUUGCACCUCCUCUUUCUCUUUCUCCCCUCCAAUCAUGCCUUACAACCAGCGACGGCCUGGACAUAUGGAUCAAAGAUGGAAAGAGAAGCCAAAAACUGACAUGUCAUCCUCAGCUACAGGCAGUGCAUCAGCAGAUGUAGAUGAAACCGUCAGUAAUAGAAUUAGUGCGCUCAGUAUCACUGAAAACAGUGAACCCCAUGUUACUGUUCCACCAAUGCAAUUGGGGAGUGUCCAAAUGGCAAACCAGAUUCCAGGUCAAGGUGGUCAAAAGGCAGUCUGGAAGCCCAAGUCAUAUGGAACAGUGAGUGGGUCCCCGGCAGUUGAAGUUGAAAAAGCACCCCUUGGUAAAAUGGUUAAGGGGAAUGGAGCUGAAACAGCAGCAGCUCAGAUAACAACUGCCGGUUUGAGUAAGUUGUUUGGUGCUAAUCUGCUGGAAAAUUUCACUGUGGAUAAUUCCACGUACUCAAUUGCGCAAAUAAGAGCUACAUUCUAUCCCAAGUUUGAAAAUGAGAAGUCAGAUCAAGAGAUAAGGACAAGGAUGACAGAGAUGGUAUCUAAAGGCUUGGCUACCUUAGAGGUUUCUCUUAAACACUCCGGAUCUCUUUUUAUGUACUCUGGUCACCAGGGCGGUGCAUAUGCGAAAAACAGCUUUGGAAAUAUAUACACUGCUGUAGGUGUUUUUGUUCUUGGACGGAUGCUUCGUGAGGCAUGGGGAACUCAAGCAGCAAAAAAGCAAGCAGAGUUCAAUGAUUUUCUUGAGAGGAACCGUAUGUGUGUAUCAAUGGAGUUGGUAACUGCUGUUCUUGGAGACCAUGGACAGCGUCCCCAAGAAGAUUAUGUGGUAGUGACAGCAGUAACAGAAUUGGGGAAUGGAAAGCCAAAGUUCUUCUCUACUCCUGAAAUAAUUGCAUUUUGUAGAAAAUGGCGCCUACCAACAAAUCACGUGUGGUUGUUCACGACACGGAAGUCAGUGACUUCAUUUUUUGCUGCGUAUGAUGCGCUGUGUGAAGAAGGAACUGCAACAUCAGUAUGCAAGACUCUUGAUGAGGUUGCAGAUGUAUCUGUUCCAGGUUCGAAAGACCAUAUAAAGGUGCAGGGUGAAAUCUUAGAGGGUCUUGUGGCUCGUAUUGUAAGCCGGGAAAGCUCAGAACAUUUGGAGACAGUUUUAGAAGAAUCUCCUCCUCCGCCGUCUGAGGGAGCUAGCCUUGAUUAUGGACCAAACCUUAGAGAAAUUUGUUCAGCAAAUAGGUCUGAUGAAAAGCAGCAAAUAAAAGCACUUCUUCAGAGUGUUGGCACCUCCUUUUGUCCAUACCAUUCAGAUUGGUUCGUGAAUGAAGCUGGUGAUUCCCAUUCAAGGAAUGCAGAUAGAUCAGUUCUUUCAAAAUUUUUACAAUCUCAUCCUGCUGAUUAUUCAACCACCAAAUUGCAGGAAAUGAUACGCUUAAUGAGAGAAAAACGUUACCCUACCGCCUUUAAAUGUUACCAUAACUAUCACAAAGUUGAUUACAUAUCAAAUGACAACCUUUUUUACAAAAUGGUCAUUCACGUCCACAGCGACUCUGUCUUUCGGCGAUACCAAAAAGAGAUGAGGCUUAAACCGGAAUUAUGGCCAUUAUAUAGAGGUGGCUGUAAUGCAUUUUUCUGCGGCAAGGUUUUUUGUGCCCACAAAAGAAUAGAAGUAAACAUGGAUCCUGUGAAAAUGAUGACCUACGUAUAUGCCAUUAAAACUCUUUGGAACUCAUCAUGGCUUGAUAAUUUGUGUUGUGAACCUACAAAGAAUGUGAUGGACUUGUCAAUUGUAGAAGACCUGCAAGGCUUCUUUAUUGACAUUAAUUUAUUCAAGGCAAACAAUGAGAAAGCUGCUGAAAUUGCUAAAAGCAAUAAUAUGGUAGAAAAUGGUAGCAGUAGCACAUUGGGAAAAGAUGGAUUGGCUGAUGAAGAUGCAAAUUUAAUGAUCAAAUUGAAAUUUCUUACUUAUAAGUUGAGAACUUUUUUGAUACGUAAUGGCUUGUCAAUUCUUUUUAAAGAAGGUCCAGCUGCUUACAAGGCCUACUACUUGAGGCAAAUGAAGAUAUGGGGCACUUCAGCAGGAAAGCAGAGGGAGCUCAGUAAGAUGCUUGAUGAAUGGGCUGUGUUUAUACGAAGGAAGUGUGGGCACAAACCGCUGUCACAAUCCACAUACCUUAGUGAAGCUGAGCCUUUUCUUGAACAGUAUGCUAAACGCAAUCCACAGAAUCAGGCUCUGAUAGGUUCUGCUGGUAACUUGGUAAGAACGGAAGACUUCUUGGCCCUUGUUGAUGGGGGUGUGGAUGAAGAGGGUGAUCUUCGGAUGGAGCGGGAGGUAACACCAUCAAGCCCUAGUCCUUCAGUAAAGGAUACUGUUCCUAAGAAAGGGGGGUUGAUCAUAUUCUUUCCAGGAAUACCUGGUUGUGCCAAGUCUGCACUUUGCAAGGAGUUACUAAAUGCACCAGGAGGAUUUGGAGAUGAUCGGCCUAUCAGUAGCCUCAUGGGUGACCUUAUCAAAGGAAGAUAUUGGCAGAAGGUUGCUGAUGAAUGCAAGAGAAAACCAUACUCUAUAAUGCUUGCAGACAAGAAUGCACCAAAUGAAGAAGUAUGGAGACAGAUUGAAGACAUGUGCCGCAGAACCGAUGCCUCUGCUAUUCCAGUUGUACCCGAUUCAGAAGGAACGGAUUCAAAUCCAUUUUCUCUUGAUGCGUUAGCUGUGUUCAUGUCUCGUGUGCUUCAACGAGUAAACCAUCCGGGGAAUCUUGACAAGGCAUCUCCAAAUGCUGGCUACGUGUUGCUAAUGUUUUAUAACCUAUACGAUGGCAAGAGUCGCAAAGAGUUUGAGGGAGAACUAGUUGAGCGAUUUGGCUCACUUGUGAAGAUGCCAUUGCUGAAAUCUGAUAGGAGUCCCCUACCUGAUAGUGUGAAGUCUAUUUUGGAGGAGGGAGUAGAUCUGUACAAGCUGCACACUACUCGACAUGGAAGAUUGGAUUCUACCAAGGGAUCCUAUGCAAAAGAGUGGGCCAAAUGGGAGAAAGAAUUGCGGGAGGUUUUAUUUGGCAAUGCUGAGUAUCUCAACUCUGUACAGGUUCCAUUUGAGUUUGCUGUCAAGCAAGUUUUGGAGGAACUAAAAAAGAUUGCAAGGGGUGAUUAUUCAACGCCAGAUACUGAAAAGAGGAAGUUUGGAACCAUUGUUUAUGCUGCCGUUGAUCUGCCUCUUACAGAAUUCCAAAGCGUUCUUGAUGAUUUGGCUCAGAAAGAUCCCAGGGUUAAGGCUUUCCUAAAGAACAAGGAGAUGCUGAAAAACCUUAAUAACGCUCAUGUGACUCUUGCACACAAGAGAAGUCAUGGUGUUACAGCUGUAGCUAGUUAUGGCAUUUUCCUUCAUCAAAAGGUCCCAGUCAGGUUGACUGCUCUGCUGUUCUCGGAGAAAAUGGCUGCAUUUGAAGCUUGCCUUGGUUCUGUAAAUGGUGAAACAAUUACUUCCAGAAAUCAGUGGCCUCAUGUUACCAUAUGGACUGGAGAGGGAGUAGCAGCCAAGGAAGCCAACGCAUUGCCUGAAUUGAUUACGGAGGGGAAGGCAACUCAAAUUGAAAUCAGCCCACCUAUCACCAUAUUUGGCACACUGGAAUUUUACUGAGUCUUUUGUCCAUUUGUUUUCCUCUUCAUUUGAUUACUUGGAACAGGUCCAACUAACAUUUGGUAUGUAUAUAAAUUUUGAAAGUCGUGAGUUUUUAAGUGUAUUAGAUUAAGUGGGUACUUAAGUCGAAGGGUAAGAAAGUUUUGGUAGGUUGAGGCAUUUCUACAAAGAUUUUGCAUAUGGACACAUUUAAAAUGGAAGAAAUAAUAUGGUUGAAUACUUAAAUUGACAGUAAUUUACAUGAUGGCUUCCACAUAA